AUGGCUCCCAUGAAGCCCGCACCACAAGCAACACCAGCUCCAGAAAGAACAGAGCCUUCAAAAGAGGAAGCUAAAGAAAAUGAACCAAAGAAACAGGCUGAACCAACACCAGCAAAUCCACAGCAGCCAGCCCCUGAUCCUGCCCGUGCCCCAGAAGCUGCUCCCCAGCCACAGACAGAGCCUGCGAAACCGGAUGACCCUGCAGGCAAUGAGCAGGAUGCUCCAGCAGUCCAAGAAGAUACACAUCCUGUACUGACUGUUGUCAAUGAGUUUGCGGAUACCCAGCUUCAGGACAUAGUGAAGCGUUUGAGGCAGAGGACAAACCUUUUCAAGGAGAAACUGCUUGAUAAAGAUGUAUCCUCCCCUGAGCCGAGUCCUCCUGUUUCUCCUAUCAAAAAGAAGCACCUAAAAAAGGAUGAGAAGGAUGAGAAGAAGGAUGAGAAGAAGGACGAGGCAAUGGUAGAAGAAGCCAAACUGGAGGAAGAGCAUUACUGUGACAUGCUCUGCUGUAAAUUCAAGACAAAACCGCUGAAAGAAAAGCUGAAAAAGUGUAGGCUACCUGACACAUUAGAUGGAUGCACAGACCGCAGAUAUAUAUUGUGGCUGUUUUUUGUGACUCUGGCUUUUAACUGGAACUGCUGGUUCAUCCCACUGCGCUGUGCUUUCCCUUACCAGACUCCAGAGAACAAUCUCUACUGGUUCAUGAUGGACAGCUUGUGUGACUUCAUUUACCUGGUGGAUAUGCUGGUGUUUCAGCCUCGGAUGCAGUUUGUGAAGAACGGAGAUAUCAUUUUUGAUAGGGCAGAAAUUAAGAAACAUUACAGAGCCUCCUUAAGAUUUAGGCUUGAUCUGAUCUGUCUCCUGCCAUUUGAGGUGCUUUACUUAAAGUUUGGGAGUAAAUCCGUGUUUAGAGCAAACCGUUUAAUGAAGUAUAAGUCAUUCUUUGAAUUUAAUGAACGACUAGAAGCUAUUUUAUCAAAAGCAUACAUUUACAGAGUCUUCCGAACAACAGGGUACCUGCUGUUUAGCCUUCACAUUAAUGCAUGUAUAUACUACUGGGCCUCUGAAUAUGAAGGUAUUGGUAGCACCAAAUGGGUUUACGAUGGAGAAGGAAACAAGUACCUGAGAUGUUACUAUUUUGCAGUCCGUACUCUGAUUACUAUUGGCGGUCUUCCAGAGCCAGUGACUGUCUUUGAGAUCGUAUUUCAGUUGUUAAAUUAUUUCUCAGGUGUCUUUGUAUUCUCCAGCUUGAUUGGUCAGAUGAGAGAUGUCAUUGGGGCAGCCACUGCAGGACAAACCUUCUUUCGGAGUUCAAUGGAUAAUACUGUGGCUUACAUGAACACUUAUAAGAUAACCAAGCUUGUACAGAACAGAGUUCGCACCUGGUAUAACUACACCUGGGCAUCCCAAGGCAUGCUGGAUGAGUCUGAAUUACUGGAGGAGUUGCCAGUAAGUAUGCAGCUGGCUGUUGCAGUAGAUGUGAACUACUCCAUCGUCAGCAAUGUUGAGCUUUUUAAAGGCUGUGAUAACCAGAUGAUUUGCGACAUAUUGCUGAGGCUUAAAUCUAUUGUAUAUUUACCAGGAGAUUACGUCUGCAAAAAGGGAGAAAUUGGUAGAGAAAUGUACAUCAUUAAGCAAGGAGAAGUUCAGGUACUUGGUGGAGCUGAUGGCACUGUCGUCCUGGUCACUCUGAGAGCCGGGGCUGUCUUUGGAGAGAUCAGCCUGCUGGCAGCAAGUGGAGGAAACAGAAGAACUGCAAACGUUGUUGCUCAUGGGUUUGCAAACCUGUUCAUCUUAGAUAAAAAAGAGCUCAAUGACAUUUUGGUGCACUAUCCUGACUCGCAGAAGGUCCUGGCAAGGAAAGGAAAGAAACUAUUGAAGGACAAGGGUAAAAAGGACGAUGGUGGUCCACAGGAAAGAAUGAAAGGACUCUCCACCCUGUUCAGCAUCAAGCCAGAGACCCCCAAGCUCUUCCGUGCAUUCAUGUCUGCAAAAGGGGCUGGGGGGCUGUUGAGCAAAUUGAAGGCAGAACAAGCAAAGAGUCAGGCUUAUGCUUAGACUCAUCAACCACAACCCAAACUUCAACCCAAGAUACAACAGCCUUCUCCUGAUGCAACUGCCGACCCAAAAGUUACCAUUUCAAGAGGAACCACAAACAAACCGCUCAUCAUCAGCAUGACACCUACUGUGGAGAGAGAUUGUCAAAGUGGACGUGAAGGGAAAUUAACUUUAAUGAAACAUUAAAAACUAAGAAAAAAGCUUAUGGCUACUAUUGCAAACUUAGGAAAGGUGCUUCACAGUCAUUUAAUAUGUGC
This is a messenger RNA of Polyodon spathula (Mississippi paddlefish), 2315 nucleotides long. Its product is annotated as cyclic nucleotide-gated cation channel beta-3-like. Bases 1 to 2058 code for a protein of 685 amino acids. The transcript is spliced from 18 exons. Gene Ontology annotation, molecular function: protein-containing complex binding; intracellularly cAMP-activated cation channel activity; intracellularly cGMP-activated cation channel activity. The record is from RefSeq and is a predicted model, not a curated record. Gene Ontology annotation, biological process: monoatomic cation transmembrane transport. NCBI's taxonomy places the organism in Eukaryota, Metazoa, Chordata, Actinopteri, Acipenseriformes, Polyodontidae. Gene Ontology annotation, cellular component: plasma membrane; intracellular cyclic nucleotide activated cation channel complex; photoreceptor outer segment.